UCAGCCCCAGUUUUUAAUAAAUCGAUCAUUUCAGAGUUUUUAUAUAGCAAGAGGGUCUUUUGCAAAGCUCCAUGUAUGUGUGAUCUCAUUCAAGUGAUAAAAGAAAAUAUUAAAACUGCUCUAGGAUACCCUGGACCAAAAAAAAAAGUAAAAAAAAAAAACCAAUGAUGAUGAAAUUAUCACAAUUAAAAUAAUAUAAUUAUCCUAAAAAUGUGUAAUAAUAAAAGUGCAAGUGAAAUAUAAUUUCAUAAUUAUAAUUUACAAGUGAAAAAAAAAAAAUAUACUCUUAAUUAUAAAAAUAAAUAAUAAUUCUUUUUUUUUUUUAAAUAUAAACUGUGUUAAAAAUACAUAAAAUAAUCAAUAUUAAGGAAAAAAAAAUAUUAAAAUUAAAAAUGAAUAUUAGUUAUAAUAAUUAUUAAAUAAUGAGUAAUUAAGGUGAUUAAUAUUUGACAAAUUAUAAUGAGAUAACGAACCGAGAAUGAGAUACAAAAGUGGUGACCUCCUCGGUUAUGCAGUCCUUAUGCUCACUUUGCAUCUCAAUGGUCGAGUCGAGGGUGGAGGUGUCUGCAAAGAUUCCCAGGGACAUACAUACAAUACUGGAUUUUUGUACAUUCCAGAGCCUUGUACUGUUUGUGUUUGUGACAAUGGCAGUCCAAAGUGGUGUAAAGCUGUUAUAUGCACUCUAUCACAGAAACCAAUGCCAAAACAAGAUUGUAAAUCAUUUAGAAUUGAUGGUACACCAUGCUGUGAAUUUAUUUGUCUUGAUGAUACCUUGUCAUCUGGUACAAAUGAUAAAUCAGAUGGUAUUGAAAAUUCAUCAGAAACAAGUGCAAAUUAUGAUUUAGGAUUACGUCUUGUUGCCAGUUGUUUUACAGCAAUAUUAUCAUUGAGUUUAUUAUUUUUUCUUAUUCAUCGUUUACGUCAACGUAAAAUACGAGCAGGUAGACAAAAUCGUCAAUUGACUGAUGAUCAACGUACACUUGGAAAUAUGGGAUACCUUGAACGUGGUGGUUUACCUCAUGGUGUACAAAUGGAUGAUCUAGCAUGUGGUGGUGGUUAUCCAUUAUGGAAACCACCAGGUAAUUAUUUUCCACGUGGUGAAGCACCACCACCAUAUGAAGAAGCUGUUGCUGCAGCACGUGCUGAACAAGCAUUAUUAUCAAUGCAACAACCACAUGCAACAUUAUCACCAUUAAAUUUACAAAAUACAUAUUUAACAACACAUACAAUACAUCCAACAGUAACACUUGUAACUGGUAUGCAAAAUACAUUAACAGCAAAUUCACCAACACCAUCAAAUCAUAUACCAAGUCCAUCAUCAUCAUCAUCAUGUGGUACAAGUCGUCAAUUGAGUCAAAUUAAUUCACACUGUCAUCAACAACAAAAUCAUCAACAAAUACAACAAAUUGAUAAUAAUAGUUUAUCAAGUGGUGGUGUUGUUGGUGUUGCUGGUGGUGGUGGUGUUGGUGUUGCUGGUGGUACAAGUGGUUACUAUAACAAUACAAUUGUUAAUACAAAUUACAAUGUUGGCACAAGUACAUAUGAAAAUUUACCAGGACCUAUAACACUAUCAAACAUAGCACCACAACAACAACAACAUACAAAUGUUAAUAAUCACUUUAAUAAUAUAAAUAAUAAUACAAAUAAUAAUAGUAAUAAUAAUAUUACAAAUAAUACAAACAACAAAAAUAAUAAUAAUUUAAAUAAUAAUAGUAAUAAUAAUAUAAAUAAUAAUACAAAUAAUUGUCAUCAAUUACAAUCAACAAUAUCAAAUAAUAUAAAUACUAAAAAUUAUCAUACAACAUUACCAAGACAAGGUUCAGCAUUUACAAUAUCAACAAAUACUGGUAUAUCAACACAUCGUACAAUACCACGUACACUUGCAACAAGUAAUCAUUUACGUAUACGACGUGAUUUAUUGAUAAAUCAAUCAGUAUUAUGUGAUACAAAAAAAAUUAAUAAUAUAACAUCGACAAUUAAUAAAUUACCAAAUUCAGCACCACCAAUUGUAACAUCAUCAAAUAAAUUAUUACAAAAAAAAUUUAACAUUGAAACAUUGAAAGAUUUUAAAUUUAAUCAUUCAAUUAAUAAAAAUGAUGAUGCAUAUUGUAAAAUUGAAGCUGGACCGAGUAAUAUUAAUUCAGCAAUUAAAAAGCCAACACCAUUGAUAUCACGUGCUGGAACAAAUCAAGAUGAAAGUUUCGAUUCGGUAACUUGUCAUUGUAGUAUGCAAGCAUUACCAACAAUGCAUGAUGAUGCUGAUGAUUAUCGUAGUGAAUGUGAAAAUUGUAAAAGUGCAACUGGAUCACGUUAUUAUUUAGAUAAUGAAGAUGAAUUGGUGACAUCACCACAUGAAACAAUGACGUUACAUAGAAGACCUGAAGAAACAACAACAAGUGUUACACCACAAUAUUACAGAACUUCAUUGACACUUCCAACAAGUACUCGUCAACGUACAAGAAGUACUGGUGGAAGAAAUUGGUUCAAUUCAAUGCCUGAAAGUUCAACAGAAUCUUCUGAUGAUGAUUGAUAACUCUGAAAGUCUUCAUUAGUUGCAGAAUUUAAAAUAAAUUUAUGAAAAAAAAAAUAAACUAUUAUAAGAUAAAACUUGCAAUUCGAAAUUCGAAAUAUUAAAAUAAAUAAUUUUAAUAAAAUCAUCAUGAUUUUACAACCAAUAUCAUAAGUGAGUGCCAAAUUGAUUUAUUAUUAGUAAAUUUUAAUUUCAUUUAAGCUUUUUUUAAAUAUAAUAAAUAUAGUCAAUUUUUUUUUAUUGUAGAAAUUUUUUUGUUUGGGUAAAUUUGGCAAAUGCAAUUGUGUGAUUUUUAAGUGGGUAAAUAUAAAAAAAUCCUGUAGAAUCUCUGGGACCUGAUUUAAAUCAUUUUAAUUAUUAAAAAAAAAAAAUAAUUAAACGUCGUCAAGAAUAAUUCUUAUAAAUAUUAUAUCCAUCUAUUUUUAUUUUUUUUUUUGAUAGAUUAAUUGUUUGAAUUUCACGACGAGAAUAGGACGUCUAGUCAUGCGUUAACGAAACAAAUAUAAAUUUAAAAAAAAAAAACAUAAUUACUGUGCAAAUCAAA
Molecule: messenger RNA, 3074 nt
Organism: Aphidius gifuensis
Lineage: Eukaryota; Metazoa; Arthropoda; Insecta; Hymenoptera; Braconidae
Exons: 6
Coding region: 479-2530 (683 amino acids)
Cellular component (GO): membrane
Molecular function (GO): protein binding
Source: RefSeq, a predicted model, not a curated record